AUGUGGCAGCUCGAUAUAACUUCCGCAGCCAUCAUGACCUUGAUGCCAACACUGCUGGAUAAAUAUUGGGCUCGUCAGCGGGGAUCGCAACAACAACAGUCACAUCAUCAGAAGAUGUCCCGCCUCGUCGUUGCAGCAGUCCCACCGUCACGCAUGAGCAUGAAUAUCAGUCCACCACCCUGCAAAUGGGUGGAGGUUGAGAUCAUUUCUCAAAAGGUCAACGCCAAAUACUGCACAAGAUGGUGCCCCGAUUGCACCCCGCAGUACACCCUGAGAGAGAUCAUAUUCUUUAUUGAAUGUGACUCAACGAUGGUCAGGUACAGCGGGGGGAUCUCUUUAAGGGGGAUGGACAUGGACAUACUUGGAACUGUCUAUAAAGAAAACGAAGAAGGGGCAUCAGCUUUGCUGAAGGUGGUAAGGACUCGAGGGGUAACUCGGCAGAAGGUUCGCCUCCAGAUGCUCCAUAAGACCGAUAACUGGAUUAACUACGUUCUGUUAGGUGUACUCCUAGCGAUCGUAGCAAUCCUCGUUAGGGUUGCCAAGGGGCUUCCUCACGAUGGGGCUGUAGAAGCUUUCUACCAAUUAUGGGGCAAUCCUUUUGCCGGUGCGUUACAGUCCACUAUCGGGAGAGCCGCAGCUGUGAAGUUGCAGAAGGAGGCAUUCUUAGCCGUGUGUGGUGUCCUGCGGAGAAUAUUCUUAUCAAUAUACUCAUUAGUGAGCUCGACCUGUAUUCUUAUUGUAUUUUAA
Molecule: messenger RNA, 747 nt
Organism: Morchella sextelata
Lineage: Eukaryota; Fungi; Ascomycota; Pezizomycetes; Pezizales; Morchellaceae
Exons: 3
Coding region: 1-747 (248 amino acids)
Source: RefSeq, a predicted model, not a curated record